Messenger RNA from Nerophis ophidion (straightnose pipefish), 3549 nucleotides. It is a transcript of the gene tmem255a, whose product is annotated as transmembrane protein 255A. The coding region runs from base 586 to 1620 and encodes 344 amino acids. NCBI's taxonomy places the organism in Eukaryota, Metazoa, Chordata, Actinopteri, Syngnathiformes, Syngnathidae. The record is from RefSeq and is a predicted model, not a curated record. The transcript has 10 exons.
CAAAAUGGCGCCUGAUGUAACUCGGACUAUUUUCGUGGAUGUUAAAUGUUCUAAAUUUUUCUAAAUUUGAGGCGAAAUCAAGAACGUUUUUAAAUCAUUUGCGAGUGGCUGAACAAAUAUUUUAUGGGUGGUUGUGUAAAUAAUGUUCUCUGUGAUAUCAUGGAUAUGCUAUAGUGCUAACUAGUAACAACCAGGUUUAAAUGACUUAAGCUGUCUUUAUAGUUAUAUAACCGCUAUGAAUAUUUUAAGUAUUGUGUAAAUUUGCGUGUGUUCUUUUUUUUUCACCGACUGUAUGACAUGCGCACACAGAGCCCUGCAGCCGCCGCGACCCCACCACUGCCCAGACCGACACACGACCAGGACGGAGACCGACGGGCGUGCGAGCAGACGCGGGCAUAUGUGAGUGGAACGGCGGGGGAAGGUGGAAGCGGAGGGGACGUCGCUGCGGUGGUCGGUCGGACGCUUAAUCAUCUCAUUCAAUGACUACGGACAGCCAGGUGAAAGAUUUACAGCGAAUACGUCGUCACGCUGUCUGCUUCAUUUACAAGCGGUGCGAUCCAUCCAUCCAUCCUCCAUAGCCGAGCCAUGCCCCCCGCACCGAGCCUCCAAUCCAGUGGGCUGACUCUCUCCGAGACCAGCAUCGGUUCUUUUAAGCGGAGGAAGAGGAAAUCCAUCAUCGUCACGGUGAUGCUGCUGAUCGUGUCGGUGCUCAUACUCAUCUUCGGCCUGGCGGCGACGACCAGGACGCAGAACAUCACAGUGGGCGGCUACUACCCGGGACUCAUUCUGGGCUUUGGCUCUUUCCUGGGAAUCAUCGGCUCCCAUUUGGUAGAGAACAAGAGGCAGAUGCUCGUGGCUUCUAUUGUCUUCAUCAGCUUUGGAGUGGUGGCUGCAUUUUGCUGUGCUAUUGUCGACGGAGUUUUUGCAGCCAGGCACAUUGACCUGAGGCCUCUGUAUGCAGGACGCUGCGGCUACCUCUCAAGCGAGACUGCCUCCGAACGAGACGUGCCGUGCCAGACACCCUCCCGCAUGUCCUGUAACCUGCGCGUGAAGAGCAACACGUGCUACUGCUGCGACCUCUACAAUUGUGGCAAAGAGCAUCCUCAUAUGGGACUUCAGAGUAGAGAUUUGAAAAAGUUUAAGAAAUCGUCAAUGAUUUGGAACCGUGUGGACGUGGUCGGGGGCUACCACGAGUACACCGACGUGAAGAGCUGCCAGGACGUGGUGCACCUCUAUCACCUGCUCUGGUCGGCCACCAUCCUCAACAUCGUGGCUCUUUUCCUGGGCAUCAUCACUGCUGCGGUGCUGGGCGGCUUCAAAGACAUGGCACCUUCUCAAAACUCUGAGAGUACUUCUGAACCAGAGGCCAUCACAGCCACAGUGGCCCCAGAGGCCGCACCACGUACCAGCUCCGCCAGCUCCUACUACAACACUGCCCCCUGCCUGCCGCCAUACUCUGCCUAUGACGCACAGGGGGGUUCCUAUCUGUUCGCCGACUCCUCCGGCCUGUCAGACGACUCCCAGUCUGGGGUCAGUCACCUUUGGCCCACCAUGAUCCCCCCACGCUACUCCCCACCUCACAACCAUCCAGACGACAAGCCCCCGCCGUACAGCCCCUAAGCGCGGGGAGCAGGCGGUGCCCGUUAAUGUGAUGCCAUCCGACGGUGGCUAUCUCCAUGGAACCUGAGGUGGAGGACGGCGGCAACAACGUUUGAGUUCAAAGGCGCAAAAGAAGGUGCUUGGACGCUCGGCCUGAAGAGCUCCGGUGAACCCAGAAAGUUUACAACUUCUCUGCCUUAAUGCAAACACACUCUUCCCGCACUGCAGCGUUGGGUCGGCUGGCCUCCGACGGUACAUAUCUCAGCAUCCGCCAUGUUUCCGAGGUUCUAGGUGUGACGUGAAGUUAGCGGUUAGGCUUGUUUUAACGGUUCGAGUGUUGCAAACUAAAAUGCACAGGUAGCAGAAUGAUACAUAAGACCAGUGAUCCACGGGUAAGCGUUAUUUUUUUUUUUUUUAUUACCACCUUAAAGGCCUACUGAAACCCACUACUACCGACCACACAGUCUGAUAGUUUAUACAUCAAUCUUAACAUUGCAACACAUGCCAAUACGGCCGGGUUAGUUUAGUAAAUUGCAAUUUCAAAUUUCGUGCCGAAAUAUCCUGCUGAAACGUCGCGGUAUGAUGACGCGUGCGUGUGACGUCACGGAUUGUCGAGCACAUUUUGUUCCAGCAUCGUUCCCAGCUAUUAGCUCGUCUGUUUUCAUCACGAAAUUCCACAGUAUUCUGGACAUCUGUGUUGCUAAAUCUUUUGCAAUUUGUUCAAUGGACAAUGGAGACAUCAAAGAAGAAAGCUGUAGGUGGGAAGCGAUGUAUUGCGGCCGGCUUUAGCAACACAAACUCAGCCGGUGUUUCAUUGUUUACAUUCCCGAAAGAUGACAGUCAAGCUUUACUAUGGAACAGCUUUACUAUGGACGGCGUGGUGCAGUGGGGAGAGUGGCCGUGCGCAACCCGAGCGUCCCUGGUUCAAUUCCCACCUAGUACCAACCUCGUCACGUCCGUUGUGUCCUGAGCAAGACACUUCACCCUUGCUCCUGAUGGGUGCUGGUUGGCGCCUUGCAUGGCAGCUCCCUCCAUCAGUGUGUGAAUGUGUGUGUGAAUGGGUAAAUGUGGAAGUAGUGUCAAAGCGCUUUGAGUACCUUGAAGGUAGAAAAGCGCUAUACAAGUACAACCCAUUUAUCAUUUAACAGAGAUGUCAUGCGAACACGGUUGGAUUGGACCCCACACACAAAGUACAGUGUAUGAUGCAGCGAUCAUUUCGAAAGAUCGUGUUUCGAAGAGGGUCCCUUGCGAAGGGCAGAGAUGGGCAUCGCCACCACCCGUCGGCUGGUGCUGAAGAAAGGUGCGGGGCCGACCUUCAGGUUGUACAGGUACGACCAUAUAAUUUCACUAAAAGACUAAUAACACAAUAAGUAGAUAAGGGAUUUUCAAGAAUUAUCCUAGUAAAUGUGUCUAAUAACUUCUGAAUCGCUCUCACUGCUCUGUCUUUUUUUUUUUUUUCCUAGUCCUUCACUCUCACUAUCCUCAUCCACAAAUCUUUCAUCCUCGCUCAAAUUAAUGGGGAAAUCGUCGCUUUCUCGGUCCGAAUCGCUCUUGCUGCUGGUGGCCAUGAUUGUAAACAAUGUUCAGAUGUGAGGAGCUCCACAACCCGUGACAUCACGCGCACAUCAUCUGCUACUUCCGGUACAGGCAAGGCUUUUUAUUAGCGACCAAAAGUUGCGAACUUUAUCGUGGAUGUUCUCUACUAAAUCCUUUCAGCAAAAAUAUGGCAAUAUCGCGAAAUGAUCAAGUAUGACACAUAGAAUGGACCUGCUAUCCCCGUUUGAAUAAGAAAAUCUCAUUUCAGUAGGCCUUUAAAGGUCCAGUAUUAUACUAUUUUUCCAUUUUAAAUCACUCUGAGAGGUCCAACUAUAGCGUAUUGCAAUUGUGUCGGCAAAAAUCCAGCCUUGACGCCGGUAUUUAAAUUUGUGUUCAGUAAACCCUACAAAAACA